AUGUCAACACGGCGCCAAGUUCACUACCCCAUAUCAACUACAUGUCAACACGGCGCCAAGUUCACUACCCUAUAUCAACUACAUGUCAACACGGCGUCAAGUUCACUACCCCAUAUCAACUACAUGUCAACACGGCGCCAAGUUCACUACCCCAUAUCAACUACAUGUAAACACGGCGCCAAGUUCACUACACCAUAUCAACUGCACGUCAACACGGCGCCAAGUUCACUACCCCAUAUCAACUACAUGUCAACAAGGCGCCAAUAUCACUACCCCAUAUCUAAUACAUGUCAACACGGCGCCAAGUUCACUACCCCAUAUCUAAUACAUGUCUACACGGCGCCAAGUUCACUACCCCAUAUCAACUACAUGUCAACACGGCGCAAAGUUUACUACUCCAUAUCUAUUACAUGUCACACGGCGCCAAGUUCACUACCCCAUAUCAACUACAUGUCAACACGGCGCCAAGUUCACUACCCCAUAUCUAAUACAUGUCAACACGGCGCCAAGUUCACUACUCCAUAUCUAUUACAUGUCUACACGGCGCCAAGUUCACUACCCCAUAUCAUCCCAUUGGUGCCUUAA
This is a messenger RNA of Parnassius apollo (apollo), 585 nucleotides long. The record is from the annotation of a GenBank genome assembly. Lineage: Eukaryota; Metazoa; Arthropoda; Insecta; Lepidoptera; Papilionidae.